Macrobrachium nipponense is the source of this 1993-nucleotide messenger RNA. RefSeq lists its product as uncharacterized. The coding region runs from base 224 to 1888 and encodes 554 amino acids. Gene Ontology annotation, molecular function: CoA-ligase activity. Lineage: Eukaryota; Metazoa; Arthropoda; Malacostraca; Decapoda; Palaemonidae. The transcript has 12 exons. The record is from RefSeq and is a predicted model, not a curated record.
AGUAUGAAUAAGUCCACCGUUGAAGACAGCCGCUGAUGAUAAAUGAGCUCAAGAUCUUUGAAACAGAUUUCGUCACAAGUAUCAGAGGUGAAAUCGACGACAGUGAGCAAACUGCUCGAUAGCCGAUUCUAAGCUGAUGGAUGAUGGCGGUGUGUGUAGCAGACGACAACUCGCCGGCUGUUCCUUUCUCAACUCCUCCACCCAAAAUGCUCGUUAAUUGAUAAUGGCUGGAAAUAAUGAGGGGGCUGCGAAAAAGAGCACGCCAAGGGUGGCAACAUGGGGACCUCUUCUACUUCGCCCAAUACCCAAGGAUAACUACGCAGUGUAUAUGAUGAACGCCAUUGCUAAUCACGAAGGCAGCAAACCAUCUGUGAUAGAUGCCGAAAGCGGCGAGUUUAGAACCUACUCAUACCUACGCGAGAAUGUCCCUCGCGUCGCGGGAGGACUGAGAUCUUCCGGAGUCUGUCCAGGGGAUGUCGUGGUGUUCUUGAGUCCAAACCACAUCGACUACCAGUUGCUGCUGCUCUCAGUGAUGUACUGUGGUGCCAGCUUUGCCCCAGUCAACCCUGACUUGACGAGCGGAGAGCUGUCCCACAUGAUACAGAAGAGCUGUGCUCGGUGGGCCAUAUGCCACCCGUCGAAGCUGGACAACUUCCAGAAAGCAGUCGGUCUCUUGCCUGGAAACACUAUACGAAAGACGUGGAUUCUGGAACAACGAUCAGAGAACUCCAUAUACAACCUCAUGGACUCUCCCCCAGCUAACCCCGUGACCAUCGAGAAUGGAUUAGAUUUCAAGAAGUCUGUGGCAUUGAUCCUUUUCUCCUCUGGAACCACAGGAUUCCCGAAAGGAGUUCUGCUGUCACACGAAAACCUCCUGCUGAGUCACGCCAUCAAUAGGUAUCUACAAGCGCUAAUGACACCAGAAGAGGCAGCACGUGGAAAACAGAUAAACGAAAGACCUUUGUUAAUGAUGCCGAUGUGUCAUCUAUUUGGUUUUGUGAUCAGUAUGGGUGUGCUUGCGCCAGGAUGCACAGUUAUCCUUCUAAAGAGAUUUACACCAAACACUUUCUUCCAAGCAAUUGAAAAACAUAAGGUCACUAUCUGCCAUCUAGUCCCCCACUUGGUCAACUUCUUAUCAAAGACGCCACUGUAUGAUCAAUAUGACACUUCCUCAGUCUUAGGCUUCACCAGCGCCACGGCUCCACUAGGAAAAGAAACUGCUAAUGCAUUCAUAAAAAGGACUGGACGAAUCUUGGGCAGUGGAUAUGGUCUCACUGAAACAGGCGGCAUUACAGGAAAUGGAGGAGCCUUAGGGUUCAAAGCUGGAUCUGUAGGACGAAUUAUGCCCUAUGUUAGGAUCAAGGUGCUAAACGUUACCACUGGUGAGAUGCUGGGUGACAACGAGGAGGGAGAGAUCUGCAUCAACUCCCCUGGAAACAUGGUUGGGUAUGCUAAUGACCUGAAGGCUACAAAGGGAAUGAUAGAUGAUGAGGGAUGGGUCCACACAGGUGACAUUGGUUACUUUGAUAAAGAUAACUUCCUAUACAUCACAGACAGGAUGAAGGAUCUAAUCAAAGUUAAAGGAUUCCAGGUAUCCCCAUCAGAGCUGGAACUUGUUCUUCUUGGUCAUGAUGGUGUAAGUGAAGUGGCCGUAAUUGGGGUACCUCAUGACAGAACAGGAGAGGCUCCUAGGGCAUAUGUGGUGCCUGCUCCUGGGGCUCACCUGGAUGCUAAACAGCUUCAAGAAUAUGUCAGAGACCGUGUUGUUCCAUAUAAACAGAUGACUGGAGGGAUCGUCUUUGUGGAUUCUCUGCCAAGAAAUCUGACGGGAAAACUUCUUCGUAAAAAACUCAAGGAGGAAUUUACAAAAACUAAAUCAAAGCUUUGAAAAGCUAAGGGUUACUACAUGAAUUUACAGAUGUACAUCAGACUGGUGUCAUUAACAAAAAUAUUUUGAAUACAAUGCUGAUUAAACUUUUUUGUUACUGAACUA